AUGGAAAAAGAUUAUAAUUAUUUUUUUAAAAUAUAUAUUAUAGGUGAUAUUAAAAGUGGGAAAACCUGUUACUUAGAUAGAUAUAUAGAAGAUAGCUUUAACCCCAUGGAAUCGUCUGCAUUCCUUGGUAAUAGUUAUAGUUAUAGUAAUAGCACUAAAAAGAUUUAUUUUAAUAAUAACUGUAUCAUAAAACUUCUACUGUUGGAUUAUAAUAAUAUUAAUUCAAGAUUUAUAAACUAUGAUUCCUAUAAUGAAAUAAAAGGGUCCCAUGGAAUUAUUUUUACCUAUGAUAUCUGUAAUAGAUAUUCAUUUGAGAACUGUAUAAAAUAUUAUCAAGAAUUAAAAAAAGAACUAUUUGGUUGUACCCAAAUUAUUUUGGUUGGGACAAAAUUAGAUAUAGCUGAAAUUGAUGAAAAAAAAAGAAAAGUGACUUAUGAUGAAGGAAAAUUAUUUGCAGACCAACAAGGGCUAGAAUUUUAUGAAACCUCUUCAAAACAAAAUAUUGGUGUUCACCAAUCCAUGUUGGCUUUAAUUGGUCAAAUAAUAGAUAGUAAUAAUCAUAGGAGGGAAAAUAAGUAUAAUGAUAUCAAUAGCAAUAGCAAUAAUAAUAAUAAUAAUAAUAAUAAUAAUAAUAAUAAUAAUAAAUCAAAAUGUACUAUUCAGUAA
Molecule: messenger RNA, 666 nt
Organism: Dictyostelium purpureum
Lineage: Eukaryota; Evosea; Eumycetozoa; Dictyosteliales; Dictyosteliaceae
Exons: 2
Coding region: 1-666 (221 amino acids)
Biological process (GO): regulation of exocytosis; protein secretion
Molecular function (GO): GTP binding; GTPase activity
Source: RefSeq, a predicted model, not a curated record